CGUACUUGAAUGUUAAUUGAAUAUAAGUACACUGUCCUGGACAGACAGCCCAGAUAGCUGAGGUGUGUGCCCAGGACAGCGUACUUGAAUGUUAAUUGAAUACAAGUACAGCAAAAAUAAACCUAUAAAUGAAUAAAAAGGAAGGAAAGGAUUGUGUGGUGCUUUAACACAUCAGUCUCCACUGCAUGUUACAUUAUGUAAACGGACCUUUACCCUCUACUAUUUACCCGCUGACUGAUUCGAAUUACAUUCUGUCCGCCCUAAUUAGGAUUUGAGGCUUGUUAUUUUAACUUCCAACAAUUAGGUAAAUGUUUUCAUUUGACAUUUUAUUUUCGCUAAACGUUUAAAGCCAACUUGUUUUUAUCACAACCAGUGCUACUCAUAUUUGUUUCACAGACAAGUCACAAUCCGUAAUGUUAUUUCCUAAGCAGGCCGUUAGAUCUACUUUUCAAUGGCAACCAUUGAGUUUGUUUCUGUUUUUAUAUUCCUCCCUUAUGGUGGCGGGAAUCCGGCCGUGCAGUCCAGGAUGCGCAAAGAUAAUGCACGAUGGAUUUGGGAAACUAGAGAAUCUUAUACGUGAAUUAGCUGAAAAGACGACAUUGCUGGGGAAAAUUACCAACAACACAGAUAAUUCUUUACCACGUGACUGCUAUGAUGUCAAGAAACAGGGCAACAAUGUUGAUGGUGUCUACAAGAUUUUACCGUUAGGUUCUGCCGAACCGUUCAACGUGUACUGUGAACUCAAAGACGAAGACUCUGGUUGGCUCGUUUUUCAGAGAAGGACUGACGGGUCUAGAAACUUCUACCGUUCCUGGCCAGAAUAUCAAAAAGGGUUUGGCUGCCCAACCAACGAAUUUUGGCUGGGCAACGAACACCUGCACGUGUUGACAAACCAGAGGAGAUACGAGCUGCGUGUUGAUCUUGAAGACUUCCAGGGCAUGUCUAGUCACGCCCUCUAUAACAACUUCUCCGUGGAACCAGCCACAGAUUUCUACACACUUCAUCUCGUGUGGUCUAAAGGGACCGCGGGCGACAGUCUGAGUAAACACAACGCGAUGGGCUUCUCCACUCGAGAUCUGGACGUCGACCGGAAAAGCGGGAGUUGUGCACAGACAUACUCUGGGGGGUGGUGGUUCUCCGACUGCCUCGACUCCAACCUGAACGGCCUCUACCAAACGGGGUGGCAGCCCGCCGCUAACGGGAUCAGCUGGCGGACGUGGCGGGGAUACUACUCAUCGCUAAGAUCCACAAAGAUGAAGAUAAGACCAAUGGCAGACGCCCUGCCGUAAACCUGAGACACUCUGCUUGUAUGGGGACCAUCAACAAUUAUAUAAUGCGAAAUUCUGCUUUUCUUUCUUUUUUGUUCUUAUUAUUAUCUUUCUUUGUAGUUUUUGUUUUGUUUUGUUUGUUGCGGGUUUUUUGUUUGUUCGUUUGGUUUUUCUUUGUUUUUGGCUUUUUUACUUCUGUUGUUUUUCUUUGUUUUCCAACAUACCUAGAAGUUCUAAUGUUAUAAGUGGAUCAUUUAUUGCUAUUUCAAAAUAGUUUGUGAAAGAAACAUUGCCAUAAUUAAUUUCCUGAAAUUUCAAAAUUUCCAGAAACUUGUUGAAAUUGUGUAGAUAUGGACAAACACUGCUAAUAAAGUUAAUUAAAUACCAAACAAUGAAUUUGUUCUACUAUGGCAAAUAGUUGUAAAUAUUAAUCGACAACAUGACAUGUUACGAUAUAUACUCUUUAAAAAAAAGUAGGGGAAUUCUAAUAAGAAUUUACAAUUGCCAAAAUUGUAAAGUAUAUUAGCUGUGGGGAAUGGUUAUA
Messenger RNA from Gigantopelta aegis, 1812 nucleotides. RefSeq names its product microfibril-associated glycoprotein 4-like. Lineage: Eukaryota; Metazoa; Mollusca; Gastropoda; Neomphalida; Peltospiridae. The transcript has 5 exons. The record is from RefSeq and is a predicted model, not a curated record. The coding region runs from base 414 to 1289 and encodes 291 amino acids.